UUCCCUUAGCUUCCUUCGCUCUCAGGAACUCUCUCUCUCUCUCUCUCUCUCUCUCUCUUGGCCUCACAUAAUCAGAAAAGAAAGAACUGACUCUGCGUUUUCACGUUGAACCCAAACGCCAUCGUUUGCCCACAUUUCCUCGCAUUUCCCCUCUACAGUCUUCUCCGGAAACGCACAGACGGCGCCGACUCUCUUCCUUUUCCAUCGGUAUCGAUCCGCCCGCGUCGAUUCUCAUUCUCGUGGAGUCGAUCAAAUGCAUUCUGUUUCUACCUCAUGAUACUUGCUGCUCUAUUCGCAAUCCGAACCGCAGCUGAUGGAGAACGGGAAGAUAGAGAACGGAGUCUGCUCUGAGGAAUCCAUUGAUGGCAGCCGAGAUGUUUGGAGCUGUAAUUCCGAUGCUUCCUCCGCCGAUCACCUCGUUAUCAUGGUCAAUGGAAUUCUAGGAAGUUCCUCUGAUUGGAAGUUUGCAGCCGAGCAGUUUGUUAAGGAGCUCCCUGAUAAAGUGUUUGUUCACUGUAGCGAGCGGAAUGUGGCAAAGCUUACGCUGGAUGGAGUUGAUGUGAUGGGUGAACGGUUGGCUGAAGAGGUCCUUGAAGUGAUGAAAAGGAAGCCUAAUCUUCAUAAGAUUUCAUUUGUUGCACAUUCUGUUGGAGGUUUAGUAGCAAGAUAUGCGAUUGGGAGAUUGUAUAGGCCGUCUAAGAGUGGAAGUGGAUCUGCUAGUAAAGUGGAAGCUGACUUGAAGGGUACAAUAGGUGGUCUAGAGGCUAUGAACUUCAUAACUGUUGCAUCACCGCAUCUAGGAUCAAGGGGUAAUAAGCAGGUACCAUUUCUUUUUGGUGUGACAGCCUUUGAAAAAGCAGCGAAUUAUGUAAUUCACUGGAUAUUUAGAAGAACGGGUCGUCAUCUUUUUCUCAAUGAUGAUGAUGAAGGAAAGCCCCCGCUACUUAGACGCAUGUUGGAAGAUUAUGAUGAUUGCCAUUUCAUGUCUGCACUGCAAACGUUCAAGCGCCGGGUGGUAUAUUCAAAUGCAUGCUAUGACCAUAUUGUUGGGUGGAGAACAUCAUCAAUAAGGCGUAACACCGAUUUACCUAAGUGGGGGGACUCUCUUGAUGACAAGUAUCCACAUAUUGUUUAUGAAGAACAUUGCAAGGCUGACGAAAAUUGUGAACCUUCAUCAGUUGGAGAAGAUUGCUUUGACAAGUUAGAAGAGGAACUGGUAACGGGUUUGUCUCGUGUAUCAUGGGAGAAAGUGGAUGUUAGCUUUCAUCGCAGUUGGCAGAAAUUUGCUGCUCAUAGCAUUAUUCAGGUCAAAGAUCAUGUUACACACAAAGAAGGUGCGGAUGUCAUUCAACACAUGAUCGAUCACUUUCUCACGUAGAGAGCUGUGGACGUGAACAUCAGUUGGAAGUAUUAUUGCACUUUGAGAACUGCGGAUGCCGUGUCUCAAUUGUGGAUCCAAGAGAAAGAUGAAGGUGGUGGUUCUUCAGCGAGAGAGCUUCUUGAGCAACUGUGGCUAGGCUAAGAAAUUGAUGAGGAGAUAAAAUCAUUUUAUUCAUUGUAUGUAAUUGUACGUGAAAAUUCUUGUCACCAGUGAAACAAUAAUGGAACACUGGUUGCUUUUUAUAUUUGAAGAUUCUGUAUGCACGUGUACACCAGCCAAAGGCAGAUGUGGAUGGAUCAUUGUGGUCCCAUCUUGUACUUAAACGCAAGAUUGCCCUAAAACCCUGCUACUCAAGGAAGAAAUCAUUCCGAGCCAGUAUGUUUUUGUGCUUGGUUGAACGUGAGCGCAUACUCACCGACCUAACGGGGUACUUAAGACGCACUUAUAAGUGAACAAAUUAUAACUAGAGUUCCAAGUUC
This is a messenger RNA of Punica granatum (pomegranate), 1860 nucleotides long. The record is from RefSeq and is a predicted model, not a curated record. NCBI's taxonomy places the organism in Eukaryota, Viridiplantae, Streptophyta, Magnoliopsida, Myrtales, Lythraceae.